Molecule: messenger RNA, 1554 nt
Organism: Prunus armeniaca (apricot)
Lineage: Eukaryota; Viridiplantae; Streptophyta; Magnoliopsida; Rosales; Rosaceae
Source: the annotation of a GenBank genome assembly
AUGUUCAACAACAACAGCAUAUCAAUCUCAGUCUCCGAUGACGAACCGGACGAACUCGGCAGGAUGCGAGUCCGAGUUCGAAGGAAGCGCAAGAAAACCGGCCACCGACUCAAGAACGAGUUCUUGCACCGAGUCGUUCGGAAGCUCGUCAGAUACUGGGCUCUUCUAAUCUUUCUCCCAGCCCUUGGGUUGCUCCUCUACGAGGCAUCGAGGAUCGGGAGGAAGCCGAGUUCGGUGGCCAACACAGAACUCGGUGCGUCAGAAAAGUCGGCCUUGGUGGACUCGGAACUCAGUAACGUCACGAACCCGAGUUUGGAGAAGAAAUCGGACGGGAAUUUGAAUCGGCUUGAUGCCACGACUCGGGUUGUCGGAGGCGUUAGGCAACGUUGCUUGAAGAUCCUAUCUCCUGAAGAACUUGAGCAUCUGGAAAUUCCUGUGCGUGAAGAGGCCAAUAGUCCUGUUAGUAAAGUGUUAUACAUAUCAGAGAACGAUACUCCAUUCUUAGGAGGGAACAGCACUCUGUCUCAAGAGCACACAGAUGCCACAAGAUUUAAUUUAUUUACUGGAAGUCAAACUCUAGAUCAAAGAUCGAAAACGUUUAAGGUAAAUGAAACUGUUAGUAUGAACUGUGGUUUCUACAGUGAAAAUGGAGGGUUUAAGAUCUCAAAUGAAGAUAAAGACUACAUGCAAAGUUGCAAGGUUGUAGUGUCCACAUGUGCAUUUGGUGGUGGAGAUGAUCUUUAUCAGCCUAUUGGAAUGUCAGAAGCAUCACUUCGAAAGGUUUGCUAUGUCGCAUUUUGGGAUGAAGUUACUCUAAGUUCACAGGAAUCAGCUGAACAUAGAAUUGAUGGCUAUGGAUUUAUUGGAAAAUGGCGCAUUGUGGUCGUUAGGGAUCUUCCCUUUGCGGACCAAAGGUUAAAUGGAAAAAUCCCAAAGAUGUUGGCCCAUCGUCUUUUUCCUCAUGCAAAGUAUUCCAUUUGGGUAGAUUCAAAAUCCCAAUUUAGGAGGGACCCCUUAGGUGUGCUCGAAGCCCUUCUUUGGCAUUCAAAUUCUGUACUCGCAAUCUCAGAACAUGGAGCUCGCAGUAGUGUUUAUGAUGAGGCGAAGGCUGUUGUCAAGAAAAACAAGGCCAAACCAGAAGAAGUUGAGGUGCAGUUGAGUCAGUACCGCCAUGAUGGCUUACCAGAAGACAAGAGGUUCAACGGAAAGAAGGCUUUAGCCGAAGCAUCUGUUAUUGUGAGGGAGCAUACACCAUUGACUAAUAUGUUCAUGUGCCUCUGGUUCAAUGAGGUGGUUCGUUUCACUUCUCGUGAUCAGCUGAGUUUCCCAUAUGUAUUAUGGCGGUUGAAAGUGCUCAAGAACAUCAACAUGUUCCCUGUGUGCACCCGGAAAGAUCUUGUUAAUAGUAUGGGCCACAUACGAAAGGCAAAGCCACUAAGAAGGGUGCGCUGGGGCGGUCAGGCACUAGACUUGCAUGGACUUGAAUGCCUGCGCUGUGCUUUAUGGGUCUUAAGGUGUAAAGGGUACAGAACCUACCCCAACAAUCCAAAGUAG